Messenger RNA from Loa loa (African eye worm), 355 nucleotides. RefSeq lists its product as hypothetical. Lineage: Eukaryota; Metazoa; Nematoda; Chromadorea; Rhabditida; Onchocercidae. The record is from RefSeq and is a predicted model, not a curated record. The transcript is spliced from 5 exons. The annotation marks the transcript as partial.
GGUUUCUCUCAUUUUUUUCAAUUUGAUAACAAAGGAUAACAAGAAAAUUGAUAAGAACAGAAAGAGAAGUGAAAGAGAGAAAUCAACGGAGGUCAAGUGGCGAACGUAUCGACUACCACUAUCAUCACUAAUUCUCACUGUAAUGCGGUAUUUAAGCAAGCAGCUGAAAUCAAUGAACCGAAUCAUGAACAGAUUCACCGGUGCAUUAAAUUACCAAGUGAUGCGGGCUGCGAGCAUUAUUGUCAUCGUUUCUGUAUUAGGAAGUUGUAGAGUUACCGUAAAAUUAUACGUUUUUCGUCUAGAUUAUUACCAGGGAGAACGGAUUGUUAUUUUGAUCCUUUAUUUUGGUGUUUGA